AUGAGGGGUUUGAGCCUAGGGAAACAAAGGCCGUACUCUUGUGCUGCCGGUGGUGGUGGUGCAGUAAAAAAUGGUACACACUGGAAGUCAUCAGGUGCCACAGACGUGGGUGAGUCAUCGGGUGCCACAGACGUGGGUGAGUCAUUAGGUGCUACAGACGUGGGUGAGUCAUCAGGUGCCACAGACGUGGGUGAGUCAUCAGGUGACACAGACGUGGGUGAGUCAUCAGGUGACACAGACGUGGGCGAGUCAUCAGGUGACACAGACGUGGAUGAGUCAUCAGGUGCCACAGACGUGGGUGAGUCAUCAGGUGACACAGACGUGGAUGAGUCAUCAGGUGCCACAGACGUGGGUGAGUCAUCAGGUGACACAGACGUGGAUGAGUCAUCAGGUGCCACAGACGUGGGUGAGUCAUCAGGUGACACAGACGUGGGUGAGUCAUCAGGUGACACAGACACGGGUGAGUCAUCAGGUGACACAGACGUGGGUGAGUCAUCAGGUGACACAGACGUGGAUGAGUCAUCAGGUGCCACAGACGUGGAUGAGUCAUCAGGUGCCACAGACGUGGGUGAGUCAUCAGGUGACACAGACGUGGGUGAGUCAUCGGGUGACACAGAAGUGGAUGAGUCAUCAGGUGCCACAGACGUGGGUGAGUCAUCAGGUGACACAGACGUGGGUGAGUCAUCAGUUGACACAGACGUGGGUGAGUCAUCGGGUGACACAGACGUGGGUGAGUCAUCAGGUGACACAGGCGUGGGUGAGUCAUCAGGUGACACAGACGUGGGCGAUUCUUCUUGUGUCUGGCUUGUGGGAAUGACCGUCACUGGUCGGGCUUCCAAUAAGGGAAGAAUGGAAGAAUAG
Molecule: messenger RNA, 861 nt
Organism: Branchiostoma floridae (Florida lancelet)
Lineage: Eukaryota; Metazoa; Chordata; Leptocardii; Amphioxiformes; Branchiostomatidae
Product: clumping factor A-like
Exons: 3
Coding region: 1-861 (286 amino acids)
Source: RefSeq, a predicted model, not a curated record